CAAUUUAAGAAUUAAUUUGAAAGCACUUGUUCAUAAUUGAAUAUAUUUUUGUUAAAAAAUGGAGAAAGAUAAUCUGAAAAUAUUAGUAUAUCAAGAACAAUCAGAGAGCAAAAUAAAUCAAUGUUGGCAAUGUCUUACAGAAUCAUCUAAUACAAACUCAGUACCAACGAACAAUUAUACAAAUGAAUCACGAAAUUUUAAGAAUAUGCUAUAUAUACAAAAUACAUAUAAUUCUAGUAAUGAACUUUUGCCAAAUAAAUUAAUUAAUCUAAUAAAAUUAGAUUUGUCUGACAAUUAUUUAAAGGAUCUACCUGAUUAUUUAGAUGUAUUAAAAAAUCUACAACAUCUCAUUCUUAAUAAUAAUCAACUUUCAUAUUUGCCAAGUAUAAUUGGAGAUCUGGAAAAAUUAAUAUCUUUAAAAGUACAUAACAACAACAUAACAGAAGUUUCAGAAAAUAUUGGAAAUUUAUCAAAUCUUGAAGAUUUGGAUUUAAGUUCUAAUAAAUUAACAGACAUUCCAUGUACUUAUAAAAUGUUAAAUAGAUUAAAAUAUCUUUCUCUUGCUAAUAACAAUUUUAUAUGUAUUCCUGAUUGCCUCAGAAUAGGAAUGUGCAACUUGGAAAUAUUAGAUUUAUCACAAAAUAGUCAUAUUAUGUUGAAUGUUCCAUUAUGCAGUAUGAAGAUUAAAAGAUUUUAUGCAAAAGAAAAUGAUAUCUGCCCAUCAUUUGUAAAUUGGAUGUUUACUAACAAAUAUUAUAAAUUGGAAGAAGUAUUAUUAGAUUAUACAGUGUUUCAGAAAUUUAAUUUUCCAAGUGAAGAAAUAUCAGUUUUAAAUAUUAAAAAAUUAUCCAUGGUACAAUGUAAAUUGUCUGAACAAUUUUUAAGCGAAAUCAUUAAAAGACUAAAAUGUCUUGAAAGUUUAAAUAUUGGUAAUAAUGAGAUAACAAUGAAAGGAAAUACUUUUUGGGUUUUACCAAUUCAAGAUAUAAAAAAUAAAUCUAAUGUGAAAGAAAUAAAUGCUUGUAAAACAAAUAUUCCAAUGAUACCUAAAUGCAUAAAUGAGUUUCUGGCUUUGGUAACAAUAGAUGCUAGUUUUAAUUACAUCACUUGGUUACCUGAUGAAAUAUGUGACUUGCAUAAUUUACAAAAUUUGAUAAUAAAUAAUAACUUAUUAGUUAGUUUGCCCGACUCUAUCGGUCAAUUGACAUCACUUAAAACAUUAAAAGCUAGUUAUAAUGCAUUAACUUGUUUACCAAGUUCUAUGAUGCAUUUAAAUAAUUUACAGUUUCUGGACCUUUAUGAUAAUGAAUUUUAUGCAGCAACAGAUAUUAAUAUUAAUAUAACUUGUUUACAAGGAAUAGACCUUGAACAAAAUUACUUUUCAACUAAUGAUUUACCGAUCACGAAGAGUUAUUAUGAAAAUUUAAGAAUAGCAUUAUUAGAAUAUUGGAACAAAGAAUAUAGAGAAGUUGGUUUAAAAAAGAAGUCUGAAUGCAGAGAUAGCAAUGAAUCUUUACAUUCAUUUUACACAUAUAAUACUAAUGAUGACGAAUUACAAGAAAUAGAGAAUUCUUCUGAAUGGGUUGAGGAAAAUUGGGAUGACUCAGAAAAUUCAGCAGAUGAAUUUGAUCCAAAUGAAUAUUGGGAACCGAAACCGCGACAAUGUUCUCCUAUCUUUGCUUAUAAAAGACAAAUUUUUCAAUCAUAUUUUUGUCCCUCAGAUUUACAUGCUAAAUCAAUUGGUAAGCAUCUUAAACAAAUAUUACAUAAUGCUACUUUAUCUUUGAAUACCGAAUUUGAAACAGGUCAAUUUGAAGAUGUCUGAUAAUUAGAAACAUAGUUAAAAAUAAAAUUGGUCUAUGUCACUGCCAUUAAAUCAAAUAAAUAUUAAUAUAUAUUUUUUGAUAAAAUAUUAAAUAUUUAUGUUUUGUUACUUUUUAUUACACUUAUGUAAAUAUAUGUAUUCUUGUAUGUGCAAACAGUGAUACUAAUGUGAAAAUAUAGAAAUGAUCAAUGAACAUGUGAUUUCUACCAAAACAUAAUAUAAAAAUAAAGUAUAAUAAAAUAAUAAAAAGUAUAAUAUAAUAAUGAAAAUCUUAAGAUUUCGU
This is a messenger RNA of Vespula pensylvanica (western yellowjacket), 2108 nucleotides long. Its product is annotated as leucine-rich repeat protein SHOC-2-like. Gene Ontology annotation, molecular function: protein binding. The coding region runs from base 59 to 1825 and encodes 588 amino acids. The transcript has 4 exons. The record is from RefSeq and is a predicted model, not a curated record. NCBI's taxonomy places the organism in Eukaryota, Metazoa, Arthropoda, Insecta, Hymenoptera, Vespidae.